AUGGCGUCCGCGGUUCGCGCGUUGCGGUGGGCGGACGACGACGAGACGUGGGACGACGCGACGACGGGGACGACGGAUGCGAAGGAAAACGCGCGAACGCGCGAGAGAGAUGGGAAAGCGACGGCGACGCGCGCGAGACGAGGGCUCGGCGCGUUGGACGUGAACGUCGUGGACGAUCGAGGGGCGUCGCCGGGGUCGGUGGCGCGAGCGGUUUUCGCGGGGUCGACUCCGGGAACGAUGAGCGCGAAACACGCGUCGCGGACGCGCGCGAUCGAGGUGGAUGAAGACGACGCGGAGGAGGAUGCGGCGUCGACGAUGAUGUUGGAGACGUCGUUUGAUUUGGGACUCGGGCUCGAUCUGGACGAUGCGUCGGCGUCGCCGAGCGAACUGGACGCGUCCGAGCGUGCGGCGCCGACGCCGUUGAACACGCCCGCGGACGGCGCGCGAUUCGGCUCGUUCGGCUCCCCCGUGGUCGCGUUUGAGUCUCCCAUCGUCGGUGCGCGAACGAAAGAGGAGCUCCGAGUGAUGUUGGCGAAGAUUGUGGACGAGAUGGAGAUUGAUUUCGACGACGCGUUCGACGGGGACGUCUUUGAGAAGACGCGCGAGCUCGCGGUCCGCGCGAAGAAGCCCUCAACGUUGACGAUGCAAAUUCCAGUGAUCACGGCAGUCUUUGCACUCGGUAUCAUCGCGAGCGUGUUUUACGCGAGUUGGCCCGCUCGAGACGUCGCGGUGAACAUCGAGGGCUCGGCGUUCUCGCACGCGUGGCUUUUUGGAGCGGGCGCGAACUGGCGCGAGUUCGGCGUCAUCGGUGGUGAAUCGUACGGUCGGUUGAUGCGAGCGAACGAGAUGAUGGCGCGUCGCACACGACGAGGAGAACUCAUCCGAGUCGUCGCUCACGUCUUGUUUCGUGCGCCAAAGGUCUUGGCGUACGCGAGCGCAGUAUCCGCCACCGUCGCCGCGGUUGGAAAAAUCAUUGACGAGGGAGCGAGAGCGCUCGAUCGCUACGUCGCGAGCACGAGCGCGUGCAUGAUGGCCGUACAGGACGAAUCGAAUACGGCCGACUCGGACGACGUGGUGAAUUUCGUCGUCGCGUCCAGGACGCCGACGAUUCAUCCGCAAACCAGAGUGGACUCGGCGUUAACGCGUGAUGACGUUUUGGAUGAUGAAUCCGACGCCCUCUUCGAGGGAUUUUUCGCGGUGAUGCACGUGUAA
Molecule: messenger RNA, 1212 nt
Organism: Ostreococcus tauri
Lineage: Eukaryota; Viridiplantae; Chlorophyta; Mamiellophyceae; Mamiellales; Bathycoccaceae
Product: unnamed product
Exons: 1
Coding region: 1-1212 (403 amino acids)
Source: RefSeq, a predicted model, not a curated record